CCUCUCCUUCAUUACGUUUCAUUCAGUUCUACACUGGGCUGUAGGAAGCUUAGAGGCGAGAAAGUUACUGGAGUCGCUGAAUGCCGAGUUUUGUCUCUUUGAAGCCCUCCUCCCCUCCCGGUUCCCUGACGUGUUCUGUGCUGACUUCUGGGGUUGCGAGGACCGAAGAGGCCAGAUCAUAAGGGUGGUGAGGAACCACGGAAGCCAGGCGCUCAGGAGUCCCGGGCUCACAGACUGCAAACUUGAUGUUUCCUGAGAAGACAGCUCCAUUCUUGGGUAACAAGGUGACUUCUGAAGUAUGAGUGCCCACAAUGACUCCUCCUGCAGGCCGAUGCUGACACCCCACUUAACCACACUCUACUUCAUGGUGCUCACUGGGGGGCUGGCGGGCGUCAUCUCCAUUUUGUUCCUGCUGGUGAAAAUGAACACCCGCUCUGUGACCACCAUGGCUGUUGUUAACCUGGUGGUGGUCCACAGUGUCUUCCUGCUGACCGUGCCUUUCCGCUUGAUCUACCUCAUCCAGCAGAGGUGGACAUUUGGGCUGCCCUUCUGUAAAUUCGUGAGUGCCAUGCUGCACAUCCACAUGUACCUCACGUUCCUGUUCUACGUGGUGAUCCUGAUCAUCAGGUACCUCAUGUUCUUCAAGCACAAGGACAAGGUGGAAUUCUAUAGAAAACUGCAUGCUGUGGCCGCCAGUGCUGGCCUGUGGCUGCUGGUGAUUGUCAUUGUGGUGCCCCUGAUUGUUUCUCAGUAUGGAAAUCUUAAGAUGUAUAACAAAGAACAGUGUUUUAAUUUCCACAAAGAGCUUGCUGAAACAUACGUGCAAAUCAUCAACUAUUUGAUCGUCAUUGCUGUCAUAGCCGUCACGGUGAUUCUGUUGGUAUUCCAGAUCUUCAUCAUCACGUCGAUGGUGCGGAAGCUGCGCCACUCCUUACUGUCCCACCAGGAGUUCUGGGCCCAGCUGAAAAACCUGUUUUUCAUAGGGGUCAUCAUGAUUUGCUUCCUUCCCUACCAGUUAUUUAGGAUCUAUUACUUGAACACUGUGGUACACUCAGAUGCCUGCAACAACCAUGUGGCAUUUUAUAAUGAAAUCUUCUUGAGUGUGACGGCGAUCAGCUGCUUUGAUUUGCUGCUCUUUGUUCUUGGGGGAAGCCAUUGGUUUAAGCAAAAGAUAAUUGACCUGUGGAAUUGCCUUUUGUGUCGUUAGCCACCAAACACAGUAUUCAGGUUUGCUUCCUUUAUAUUGGGAGUGAAAAUGGGUAGGGGGAGGUAGGAGGGCAUUUCUAUUACUCAGUUAAAACCUUGUCUUAAGGCAGUCAGACAAAAGGACUGUAAAAUGCCAGAGCAUCCAUUUCAUUCCAGUCCUUAUUUAGUCCCUGCUAUCUCUAACUGAUGCCCAUGCAAAGGCCAGUAGUGUUCCAUCCACCCGGAGUUGCAAUACUGCAUUAUUCUUCAACAUACUGUCUACUUGGCCUGUCCAGGCACCAGGGCUCUAAUGGUUUCUGAAUUUCGCUAGUUUAUUUUUGUUUCCUGAGUCAGAAACGUGGUGUUUCUUAAGCCUGGUAGCUGGUUCUUGACAUUCCACAUAAAACCUGAGGUCAACUAAUUCUGGCUAUGACUCAGCUUGAGAGCACAAACUUGACUGUGCUCACUAGAUAAGACGUUCAUUAUACUCACACGCUGACAGAAAAACAGAUAAGUGGGGAGGCCAGGAAGAAACUUCCCUAGAUUAUCAUAAUUCUGGUAGGAGGUCACUUAUCUGGAAAGCAAGAGAAAAAGAACUCCUGGCCUUCUACUCUCGCAAGGCUAUCUAGAGUUAUCCAUUGAAAGGUCAAGUUUAAGGGCUUGGAUCAACUCCCUCAGCGUUUCUAAAAACCAUUUAUAAAUGUACUAAAUAUAUCUAAGUGAUGGUGAAAGUGUAACUGAGAGAAUAUUCCUGACCAAUGUGCUAUUAGGCAUUAUUCCCAAGGGAAGUAAUUCAUUUUUUUUUCCUUUUCUGUUUUGAAGAAUUUCUAGAGGUCAUGGUACAAAGUUAAUUUACAUUUUCCUUGGAGACAGAAAGCUAUACUGUAAUCUUUAGAGUUCUCUUCAACCCUUAAAGUUGUAUAUGUUUAAAUAAAUGGAAACCAUAUUCUUUAAAAUAAAACUUUUGAGAAAUAUGUAGAAAAAUCAUGGGACUAUGAGAUUAGGAUGCUAAGUUACUACGUAAGCUUGUGGGUUUUCUCCCCUCCUGCUCGUGUUUCUACUAUUUCUCUCAAAGUUUCAUAAUCUUGAAAUUUCCUAAGGAAAUGAUUCAGUUUCAUAUUUAAUGCUUCAGAGAUCCUGAAGCAAUCCUUGGUAGGAAUAGAAGAAAUAAAUGAAUUAAAGUAACUUUUUUUAAAUAGAGACACACAUGUUCAUGAUUUAAAGAUUUUUCUUAAUUUGUUAUGCUAUAUGGACCCAGAAAUGCAACAGAUGAACAAGAAAUGCCCCUCCCCGUAAGUUUCUUUAAUCACUAAUUUUGAUCAGUAAUUUUUUAUUGAGUUAUGGAAAUUAAUUUUGAGGAAGAAAAGGCAGCAACACACUGCAUUUAACUUAUUCCAAAAUUAUCGCCUGUUUUAAAUUUUCUUUUAGUAUCCUUUUUUCUUUCAAGUUACACACACACAUAUAUAUGUAUAUAUGUGUAUGUAUGUAUGUAUUACAUAUAUAUUUGUACUUAUUUGCAUUCUUUUCCCAUUUUGCUUAGUUUUUUCUUUCUCAUUUGACCCAUAAUAUUUGUAAGAAAAUUUCUAAGAUCUAUAGAAAUUUUAAGAAAUUUUUUAACACUCAUAAAAUUUGUAAGAAGAUUGUUAUAAUGAAAUAUUUUAAAAUUAUUUUUAAACUUUUAAAAUUAUUUAUGAGAAACACAUAGACCAAUGGAUCAGAAUAGAGAGCCAUAAAUAAACCCAUGCCUAUAUGGUCAACUAAUAUAUGACAAAGGAGGCAGCACUAUAUGAUGGGGUAAAGACAGUCUAUUCAAUGAAUGAUGCUGGGAAAAUUGGGCAGAUGCAAAAAAUGAAAUAGACUGCCUUUUUAAUACCAUAUAUAAGAAUAAAACUGCAGAGUAAAGACUGAAAUGUAAGACCUGAAACCAUAAAACUUCUAGAAGAAAACACAGGCCAUAAACUCUCUGACAUUGUUUUUUCUCUUGUAUCUCCUUGGGGAAGGGAAACAAAAGAAAAAAAUAAACAAAUGGGACCACCUCAAACCAGAAAGUUUUUGCAUGGCAAAGAAAACCAUCAACAAAAUGAAAAUCAUCUACCAGACGGGGAAAUAUAUUUGCCAAUGAUACUUCUGGUAAGGGGUUAAUAUCCAAAAUUUAUAAAGAACUCAUAGAACUUAAUGAAAAAAUUAAAGUACAAAAUGGGCAGAAGACAUGAAUAAACAUUUCUUCAAAGAGGACACAUAGAUGGCCAACAGACAUAUAAAAAAGACGCUCAAUGUCAGUAAUUAUCAGAGAAAUUCAAACAAUGCCAUGUCACCUCACAUCUGUCAGAAUGGCCGUUGUCAAUAAAUCAGCAAACAACAAGUGCUGGUGAUGUUGUUGAGAAAAGGGAACCCUUGUGCACUGUUGUUGGGGACGCAGACUGAUGCGGCCACUGGGGAAAGCAGUGGAGGCUCCUCAAAAAAUUAAAAAAUAGAAAUUACCUUAUUACCCAGCAAUUCCACUUCUGAGGAUAUAUCCAAAGACAUACAAGACAUCCAAAACACUAAUUCAAAAAGAUACAUACCCUCUUAUGUGCGGUGAGGCAUUACUUACAAUAAAAUUUGGAAGCAACGCAAGUGUUCAUCAAUAGAUGAUUGCCUAAAGAAGAUGUGGUACAUGUAUACAGUGGACUAGGCUAUAAAAAGGAAGGAAAUGUUACCAUUUGCAACAACAUGGAUAAAACUGGAGGCUGUUAUGUUAAGUGAAAUAAGUCAGUCAGAAGAAGGCAAAUACCAUAUGAUUUCCCUUAUAUGUGGAAUAUAAAGAACAAAAUAAAAGAGAAUCAGACUCAUAGAUACAGCGAACAAAAUGAGGGUUGCCACAUGAGAUGGGGUUGUGGAUAUGGGUGAAAAAAGGUGGAGCAAUUAAGAAGUUACAGAACAGUCACGGGGAUGUAAAGUACAACACAGGGAAUACAGUCAGUAAUAUUGAGAUAACUAUGUGUGGUGCCAGGUGGGUACCAAAAAUACUGAAGGGAACACUUUGUAAAGUAUAUGACUGUUUAACCACUAUGCUGUACACCAGAAACAAGUACAAAAUUUUGAAAAAAAAGAAUUGUAUGGGAAUUACAUUAACUUUCUCUUUUUGCAUAUGUGUCUUGUCUCACUAUCAUAAUAUCUGUUAACUUAUAGAUUGUAUUAUAAUUUCUUCCACAUUUGAAAUAUGUUGACGUCAGACAAUUUUGCUUUUUUUCUGUAUUAUUAUGUAUUAUAAUGAAGGGCCUAUUUCUGUGGACCUAUAAGAAAUGUUACCCAAAAUAAAGAAAUGGCAUAUUCUAUCAUCUAUCUUA
Messenger RNA from Artibeus jamaicensis (Jamaican fruit-eating bat), 4514 nucleotides. It is a transcript of the gene GPR141, whose product is annotated as G protein-coupled receptor 141. Gene Ontology annotation, cellular component: membrane. NCBI's taxonomy places the organism in Eukaryota, Metazoa, Chordata, Mammalia, Chiroptera, Phyllostomidae. Gene Ontology annotation, molecular function: oxysterol binding; G protein-coupled receptor activity. The record is from RefSeq and is a predicted model, not a curated record. Gene Ontology annotation, biological process: G protein-coupled receptor signaling pathway. The transcript has 2 exons. The coding region runs from base 299 to 1207 and encodes 302 amino acids.